CCUAAUGAUUUAUCAAACUCCUAUUAUCAAGAAAAUGUCACGCGAAGGGCACCUUGCUCUGCACUGACGCAAACUACUCCAAUCUUUCCCACGGAUCCGUAGAAAAACCUUUGCACUUGCUGCUUUGCGCGGCAAUAACCACUUCGGCUUCUAGUCCUCUCUUCCUCUUUUUUACAGCUGUUUUCUGCCCGAUAGCAGAGCUCUGCACAAAAUGAAUUUCUCUGAGCAGAGAGACAUGGCCAAGCAACCGACCGGCGCUCCUGCAGGCUACAUCCCAAUGCAGCAGCAAGAGGGAGCGGCGGGAUUUACAGCAAACAAACCGGACAACGCGGUGUCAUGUCAACCACACGCCCCUCACCAUCAACCCGCGUCCCAGCCGCCACCUCCGUGCAACGAGAGUAAAACUUUUUGUCCCACGGAAAAUAAACCGGGAGAACCGGACUCCAAUAAGGAGUAUGGGACGUUUAAAAGCACACCGGCGCCUCCUGUCCCCGGAUCAGUGGCCAUCAAUUCGGCCUUCAGGAAGGAUUCCUCCGGCGACCCGCUCCGGGCCACCGCGGUGCAAAACAACACCCCGGGCAACUGGACGGCUAUGAGCCAGACCACCAUCAUACUGGGAACAGACGGGAACACGUCUGUUCAGCCCGGGACUGUAACGGGGGCGGACGAUGAUGAUGAUGAUGAUGAGGGGGGAGAUGAGAAUAAGGCCAGAGGAAACUGGUCCAAUAAACUGGAUUUUAUUCUGUCCAUGGUUGGCUAUGCGGUGGGACUAGGAAAUGUGUGGAGGUUCCCUUAUCUUGCCUUCCGAAAUGGUGGAGGAGCUUUUUUGAUUCCCUAUCUGACAAUGCUGGGCAUAGCCGGGAUCCCAAUCUUUUUGCUGGAAGUGUCCCUGGGCCAGUUUGCCAGCCAGGGGCCUGUGUCAGUUUGGAAGUGCAUUCCGGCUCUUCAAGGUUGCGGGAUUGCCAUGUUGAUAAUAUCUGUCUUGAUAGCCAUAUACUAUAACAUUAUAAUGUGCUGGACAUUGUACUACCUGUUCGCUUCGUUGAAGGGCUCACUCCCAUGGGCUAACUGUAAGAAUGAGUGGAACACGCUGGAAUGUAAGGACAAAGACAUGCUGCUGUUAGACUCGUGCAUCCUGCGGGACAAAAACUCAAUUUCCAUCAAGAACUCCACUUUCUGUGUGUCUGCAAAUGCCAUGGGAAACCUGACAAAGCUGCUUAACAUGACAGUGGACAGCAACAAGACCUACGUCAGCCCUAGUGAGGAAUACUUCAAGUACAAUGUGUUGCAUAUUUCCAAAGGCAUCGAAUAUCCAGGAGACAUCCGCUGGGCUCUGGCAGGGUGCCUUUUCCUUGCCUGGCUCAUCGUCUACGCUUCGUUAGCCAAAGGGAUCAAGUCUUCAGGCAAAGUGGUUUAUUUCACAGCCACAUUUCCUUACGUGGUGCUGGUCAUCCUUCUGAUUAGAGGAGUCACCCUCCCUGGUGCCGCCGACGGCAUCCUUUACUUUAUCACACCAAAAUGGGAAAAACUCAAUGAUGCAAAGGUGUGGAAAGACGCUGCAACUCAGAUAUUCUUCUCUUUGUCGGCUGCCUGGGGAGGCCUGAUUACACUCUCCUCCUACAAUAAGUUUCACAAUAACUGCUACAGGGACACCAUUAUAGUGACGUGUACCAACAGUGCGACCAGUAUAUUUGCUGGAUUUGUCAUCUUCUCUGUCAUUGGUUUCAUGGCUCAGGAACUGAAGGUGCCAAUUGAGAAGGUAGCAGAUGAGGGUCCAGGCAUAGCCUUUGUGGUGUAUCCUGAGGCUCUGACCAGACUUCCCCUGUCUCCUUUCUGGGCAAUCAUAUUCUUCCUCAUGCUUCUGACUCUUGGACUUGAUACCAUGUUUGCCACCAUCGAGACUAUCGUAACAUCCGUGUCGGACGAAUACCCCAAAUACUUGAGGAAACAUAAACCACUCUUCACCCUGGUCUGCUGCCUCUCUUUUUUCAUCCUGGGCUUUCCUAUGAUAACAGAGAGCGGGAUGUACAUGCUCCAGUUGGUUGACACAUUUGCAGCCUCCUAUUCUUUGGUCAUCAUUGCCAUCUUUGAGCUGGUUGGGAUUUCCUACCUCUACGGUCUGCAGAGGUUCUGCGAGGACAUCGAAAUGAUGAUUGGUUUUCAACCAAACCGAUUCUGGAGACUGUGCUGGGCCUUUGUGACUCCGACAAUCCUGACGGGCAUCCUGGGUCUCAGUCUGUACCAGUGGAAAGGGAUGACAUAUGAGGACUACACCUACCCCACCUGGUCUAUGGUUCUGGGCUGGCUCAUGGUUAUUUGCUCAGUAAUCUGGAUCCCCAUCAUGUUUGCCAUUAAGAUGCACCUGGCCCCUGGCACCAUAGUUGAGCGCCUGAAGUUGGUCUGCUCCCCUCAGCCCGACUGGGGACCUUUCCUGAUGAAGCACCGUGGAAAUCGCUACAAGAACAUGACUGACCCAUUAGGAACCAGCUCCCUGGGUCUCAAACUGCCCCCAAAGGACUUCCAGCUUGGUUCCUAUCAGUAGCAGCUUUUCUGGCAGCAGCAUCUUCCAAUUUUUGCAGGGGACACUGGGAAUGGGGUAGAUGCCUGCUUCCAGGCUGUUUUCUCCUCCACAUCCUCUUCUUCCUCCUCUGUUUUCCUCCUGCUUUGUACUUCACUCUAUUUGCUUCCCCUCUUUAAAAUGGAAGUGGAAACAGGUUUUUCCACUUCUUUUACUUCUUCACCACUUCCUGUCUUGUCCUUGGGAGGGGUGGAUAUCCAAGUGCAGUUUGCUUUUCCUGCUGCUACUCAGUACUCAGUUAAUGGUCUAUCAUGGGCUCCCACACAUGACCACUGAUUACUCCACAGCCCCUUCCAGGGAACUCAUUCCAAGAGAAAGAUUGUGUCAUAAAAUGAUACAACUCAGACUGCACAUGCAAUAUUAGACUCACAAUAGCUGUUCCCUCCAGAAUUGUGUUUGCUUGUAUGUGUGUGUGGCAUUGCAUUUCUGUGUAGAGAAAAUGAAUCAUGUCAGUGGCAGCAGACAGAAAAACCAAAAGAAAAUUAAACUCCAGAAAAAAAAGAGGUUCAAUAAGCUUGGUGAGGAUCUUGGUUUUGGGUCCAUCUGUCUAUAGAAUUUCAUCUGAAACAUAAAUACUGUCUCGGAAAAAAUAAAAAUAAGACCCACUAUGCUUUGUUAUCAUGUUUCCAGCACUAUGUAUUUAUAGUCAUGCCAGCUACAGUUCUGUCGCUCUUGCUUUGUCAGAAAUAGAUUAUGAUAUCUGUAAUUUGUGCCUCCUAUGUCCCAGUAGAGUAGCGAAUGCGUCCUGAUUACCAGUUCUGCGUGUUACACUUUGGCCUUUACCAACUCAGCAUUGGAAUAGAAGCUUGGAUUCUCUUUGUCUCUGAACCCAAGGGACAGAAUGUGAUACCUUAUCUCUCUGUUUCUUUACUAAGUUGUGUUUCAGCUGCUCUAUCUGUAAAUAUGCAGCGGCAAAAUGUUGAAAGUUAUCCGAAUAGCCAAGCCAUUUCAUUGGUGACUACAUGGCCAUUUAACCCUUUCAGGUUGACGAAGAUGACCUCAUAGUCACUCUAUGUGCAUAUAUUUUAAAUGUCUACUGAAUUAUGUAUGUGUUGUGACUUUGUCAAGCCAUAUAUAAAAAUCUUAUUUGCAAUGUACAUUACAUAAGUAAAGUAACUAUAUCCAAUAUAUAAAUAUAUAUGCAUAAACAUUAUUUAUAUCGAUACAUCUAUAUCUAUCUUGCUCUAUCUCUCUCUAUACAUAUACAUAUAUACACAUACAUACAUAUAUAUAUAUACACACACACCACAACACACAUGCAUACAUAUACACACACACACACACACACACAUGCAUAUACACACACACACACACACAUAUAUUUAUAUAUAAAUAUAAAACCUCCAGAGGAGGACAUAGCAAACAAGACAGAGAUCAAGAGUGUUUGUGUGUGUAAAUGUCCUCUAAUGUUACUCUUGCUAAGACGUAAUGUUUUUUACAAAGUGCAAUCCUCAUGAAAAAACUAUCCCACACUAUCUGCAUGUGUGUGUCAAAUCUUCACUGGAGGAGCAACUGCUACCUGCAAGCAAAUUCAAAUUUAGACUAGAAAACUGCCUUGCUCCCUCAUGGAAGUUCACUUUGUCCCUUGUUUGUGGUAGAUUAUUGGAGACCUUGUUGUCAUUUCUGAAAUCUUGCCUCUCUGUGUGUCCUCGUUGAAACAGGGUCUCAGGUAUACUUGUCAGACUACUGUGGUAGCUUCAGGAAAAAUGGCAUCGGGCGAAUAGAAAAGUAGAGCCUCUUUUGUGUUUAAUCACAAUGACCACCAAGUUGAAAAAGAUUUUUAUCAAAAUUACUUUCUCGGAGAACCUCCAUGAAGCCCACGUUUUGCUCACCUAUGCCUAAAUGCACCUUGCUUUGACUCUCAAGUGUGAUGAGUGACUCAUUCCACUUUGAACAGCUGCGUGCAAGGAGUUCUUAUGCUGGUGUGCUCCUAAAAGAACAGUUAAAAUAGUGUACUGCACGGCAUAUUUGAUUUGUAAACAGUGAAAGGCUUUUAGCAGCUUUCAGAACCUGUCACAGUCUCACUGUGGUCCAUCAGAAUCAGACACAUUAGUGAAAUUUAGCACUAGUUCCUUUCAGUUAUGAUAUACUGACAUCAUCCUCAUAACUGAGCUGCUGUAAAUGUGUUUCUGUGGGUUUAACAAAUUGAAAGAGUGCAAGUCUACAGGUGAUCGGACUUGAAAUGUCACGACAGGCCACUAAUGGGGGCUGCCAACUUAUUAACUUAACAGAAACACUAUGUACCCACCUAGAAGCAGUUAGUGGAUUUUACUCUUGACCAGCUGGUUUCAUCUUUUUGAGCUUAAGCAGAGUUCUGAUUGGUGUAAGAUGCUUUUAUCACUGCAGGCUUUCAAUUGUGGAGUGUUUUGUAGCGGAGGAUGAAAAAGCAAUUGCUAAAAGUUUAAGGCUUUUAUUCCUACUUCUCUAAGCCAUGUCUUUUUAUGACCUUGACACGAAAAUAGCACAGAUACUAAGUCAGAGGUUGUUUGAAAACAAAACAUAUUCAGUUAAUAAUGAGCACAAAUAUACUGAUGUUAAACAGCUUGCUCGCUGAACUGUGUUCCUUUUACUACGUCGUGCAUUUAGCUCUAUUUGUGAUUAAAAAAAAUGUAUGUCUGUUUUUGGCUUGCGUGUGUGUGUGUGUGUGUGUGUGUGUGUGUGUGUGUGUUUGUCUCUGUAUGUUUAAUCAAUCUCCACUUAGCUAUCAAUCAAAUGUUUGCAUGACUGAUAGAUUGUAGAAAUAAGCAGGGAGGAUUUACAAGCAGUUCCUAGAAUUCCUCUCCCUGACUAUGAGAGAAUCUUUAUGGACUAGUGGUCCAAACUUCAGUAAUUAUGUAAUGCUAACUUUAAACCCAAAUCUGCUCCAAAAAUACUCCAAUGGCCUCUCUAUUAAUCAGAGAUUAAAAACUGGAGUGCAAUUUCAUAGCAUAUGUUCUAUGGAGAAGGCAUUUAGUUUAUUCCUGCAAGGCUUUAAAUAUAGAUAAAUCCUUUAUAUCCAAAAUCAUUUAAUAACUUUAUUCACAGGUGACAUCUAUACAUUUACAUUUUAUGUCCCUGUGUUACCAUUGUAUAGGGAUUCUUUGCCUAUGGUCGGGAAGAAAAAUAAAAUCCACUUAGGGUUUCGUUUCAACCACAUAUAUUUGUAAAAUAUAUCAAAUGAAGAGCUUGCAUGUGCAGUUUAUGUUGCUAUACCUUAAUGUCCAUGUGUAGUUAUCGGUUUUCUCCUCACAGUAUAAGUCUGUGCAUGUUUACUUUAGGGAACCUUUAGUUGAACAGAGACACAAAACGGAAGGGUUGAGAAGAGAAAAGAGAAAAAAUAUAUAUAUCAGCUAAAGAAAACUCUUGGCCUGUGAGUCACCUUUGGGCAGUGUAAGUAACCAAAUAAUGAGUACUUUAUGUGAGAUUGUAGUUGAAAUAGAACAUAAAAAUUUUAAAAAGGAAUGUGUCAUCUGCGUAUAGGAAGUUGAGAUACUGCCAUCCAUUUAACAUGUAGUUGUUCUUUGAUGUUUGCCAAUAUGUUACAGCGCAUCUUCAGGUAACCAUUGGCCUUAUAGAUGUUCUAGAAAAAGUAGAAUUAUUAUAUGUACUUAAAAUUACCACUACAGCAUAGCCGUCUGUCUCAUAAGGUACCAGUAUUUCUAUUGUUAUGUCUGUUGUGUCUUUUCGGCACUUUAUUGUGUGACCUAUGAGUGCAUAGGUUAAAUUUCUAAUUACUUGAGUAAUGUCAUAUAUUUCUGUGUGUCCUAUGUGAGGCACUGCUGCCUAUGGAUAUAGAUAUGUGCCUCCAACAGCCCAUGACAUUUAUUUAAUUUAAAAAUUGAGAAUAGAUAUAUAAUAAAACUAUGUUUUAAAAUGUGUGUGAUGUGUAAAAAACAGAAGAUAUAUAUCAUAAAUGUGAAAUGCAUCUAUUUAUUUUCAUCAUCAAUUAUUGAGGCUCUACCUCAGAUUUUGUAUUUAAGUAUAGAAAUGCAAUUGGAUUAUAGUAUCUUUGCCAAUAAUAAUAUAUCGCUGAUAAAUCAUAAAAUGUAUAAUGUAUGAAUCAAUAAAUAAAUGUUAUUGUUUUUC
Molecule: messenger RNA, 6643 nt
Organism: Girardinichthys multiradiatus
Lineage: Eukaryota; Metazoa; Chordata; Actinopteri; Cyprinodontiformes; Goodeidae
Gene: slc6a5
Product: solute carrier family 6 member 5
Exons: 16
Coding region: 212-2542 (776 amino acids)
Biological process (GO): glycine import across plasma membrane; synaptic transmission, glycinergic; sodium ion transmembrane transport
Cellular component (GO): membrane
Molecular function (GO): glycine:sodium symporter activity
Source: RefSeq, a predicted model, not a curated record